UGAGAUAAAAGGUUUGCUGCGUUUGUCCAGGUGAUAGUUUAAAAUUCAGUGAGAUUUAGAUAAAGGACAAGAACUUGAAGAUGCCACCAGCCUGCACUCCCAUACAUCCAGGUAUUAGAAGGACCAUGUUGUGUAUUCUCCUUUUAUCAGGGAUGUGCUCAUGCCUUCAUAAUUACUAUUUAAUUGAUGAACCAAAGACUUGGCUUGAAGCCAGACAGUACUGCAAAGAAAAUUACACAGACCUGGCCACCAUAGACAACAUGGAGGAUAUGGAGCGGCUGAUCUCAGCUGCAGGCAGUGGUUAUGAAGGGAAAGUGUGGAUAGGCUUGACUGACAAACCCUUUAGCUGGGGCUGGUCUCUGUCAGAGUCUGGCUUCUACGGACAGGGAGAGAAAAACUUUAGAAAGUGGAACAAUGGCGAACCAGAUAACAUGAAAAAACAAAAAUGGUUGUGCACUGUUCUCAAGAACAGUGUCUGGAAUGAUUGUUUCUGUGAAGAUGUUUUCACCUUUGUCUGCUAUGACAAAAAUGGUUCUGGCUCGGAAUCUACUUCCAGUGGAAAAUACAUCUAUAUAAACAAAGUGUACAAUUGGUGGGAUGCUCGGCAAUACUGCAGGAAUCAUCACACAGACCUGGCCAGUGUGAGGAACGAAACUGAGAAUAUGAGGAUCCAGGAAGUGGUACCAAGAGACAAGUACGUUUUUAUCGGCCUGCACCGCAUUGUCUGGUAUUGGUGGUCAGAUAAAACUAAACCCAAUUUUGAAAACUGGGCAGAUGGACACCCGGUGAGUCCAACUGACACAUGUGCUACCAGUGUGAUUAAUGCUAUUCACCAUGGAAAGUGGGUGGAAAACCACUGUGACGAAAAAUUACAUUUCAUCUGCCACAACAUACCAGAUAAGACACAGGUGUUAAAAGUUAAGCUGACAGCACUGAAAACCACAAUCGACCUGAAUAACCCUGCUGUGACGGAGGCUAUCUUGAAUCAGGUGGAGGAGAGUCUGAAAGAGAAGGGGAUUAAAAAAGAUUUAAAGAUUUCCUGGAUAAAGAAUAAGGACAAUAAAAUCUUCCAAGAAGAGGAGAAUACGCCCGGUUAGCUACAGCGGCCAUGGUUCCAAUCCUACCUGCGGUCCUUUGCUGUGUGUCAUCCCCUCUUUCUCUAACCCCCUUUCCUGUCGAUCUCCAGCUGUCUCUAUCAAAUCAGAUGUAAUGAAACAGGCCUUUAAUGUAGUUUGCUUCUGCUUUAGCUAUUUAUGCAGCACUGGGUUGAAACCAUCUUAGAAAAUAGGUGUGUGUGUGUUAACUGCCAUUAUCAUAGACAGAAGAAGGCUGAAUAUGAAGUUUUUGUGUACACAUUAUGUGACAUAUGUGAUAAAUAGUAGGUCUGUGUUUGCUGUUAUUUAAUAUUAUCUGUGUUAUGAUACUGUUUGAAUUGUGUAUGAAUUCCAUCACCUUUGUCUCUUAUUGAAGGGAACUGAAGUGGAUUUCCAUUGUUUGUUGUUAUUUAAUAUUAUCUGUGUUAGAAGUGAAUUUUCAGCCUUAUAUAUUGUAUAUUUUACAUGCUAUACAACAUGGUUGUUUUAGGUUAAAAUGUGGUUGACUUGUAUCUGUCCUUUCUGUACACACACCUCUAAUCAUUGAUUUGUUUUUAUUUCGCAAUUAGACAUUUAGUUUAUGAGUUACUGUGCUGUGUGA
This is a messenger RNA of Dicentrarchus labrax (European seabass), 1695 nucleotides long. Its product is annotated as macrophage mannose receptor 1-like. The record is from RefSeq and is a predicted model, not a curated record. Lineage: Eukaryota; Metazoa; Chordata; Actinopteri; Moronidae. The transcript has 6 exons. The coding region runs from base 81 to 1097 and encodes 338 amino acids.